Callithrix jacchus (white-tufted-ear marmoset) is the source of this 2161-nucleotide messenger RNA. It is a transcript of the gene STX1A, whose product is annotated as syntaxin 1A. Gene Ontology annotation, molecular function: SNAP receptor activity; SNARE binding. The record is from RefSeq and is a predicted model, not a curated record. Gene Ontology annotation, cellular component: endomembrane system; SNARE complex; plasma membrane. NCBI's taxonomy places the organism in Eukaryota, Metazoa, Chordata, Mammalia, Primates, Cebidae. Gene Ontology annotation, biological process: vesicle fusion; intracellular protein transport; exocytosis.
GCGGGGCGGGGCCGGGGUCCCGGGGGCCGGGGCGGGGCCGGGCUGGCGCUGCGCAGCCGCGGGGCGGCUGUCGCGCAUGCGGGGCUUACAAGGCUGCGGCCGGAGCCGCUACCACUCCCGGGAGCAUGAAGGACCGAACCCAGGAGCUCCGCACGGCCAAGGACAGCGAUGAUGAUGACGAUGUCGCUGUCACCGUGGACCGAGACCGCUUCAUGGAUGAGUUCUUUGAGCAGGUGGAGGAGAUUCGAGGCUUCAUUGACAAGAUCGCAGAGAACGUGGAGGAGGUGAAGCGGAAGCACAGCGCCAUCCUGGCCUCCCCCAACCCUGAUGAGAAGACGAAGGAGGAGCUGGAAGAACUCAUGUCGGACAUAAAGAAGACAGCGAACAAAGUCCGAUCCAAAUUAAAGAGCAUCGAGCAGUCCAUCGAGCAGGAGGAAGGCCUGAACCGCUCCUCCGCUGACCUGAGGAUCCGGAAGACACAGCACUCCACACUAUCCAGAAAGUUUGUGGAGGUCAUGUCGGAGUACAACGCCACGCAGUCCGACUACCGCGAGCGCUGCAAGGGCCGCAUCCAGAGGCAACUGGAGAUCACUGGCCGGACCACGACCAGUGAGGAGCUGGAAGACAUGCUGGAGAGUGGGAACCCUGCCAUCUUUGCCUCUGGUAUCAUCAUGGACUCCAGCAUCUCGAAGCAGGCUCUGAGCGAGAUUGAGACACGGCACAGCGAGAUCAUUAAGCUGGAGAACAGCAUCCGUGAGCUGCAUGACAUGUUCAUGGACAUGGCCAUGCUGGUGGAGAGCCAGGGGGAAAUGAUUGACAGGAUCGAGUAUAAUGUGGAGCAUGCGGUGGACUACGUGGAGAGGGCUGUGUCUGAUACCAAGAAGGCCGUCAAAUACCAGAGCAAGGCACGCCGGAAGAAAAUCAUGAUCAUCAUCUGCUGUGUGAUCCUGGGCAUCGUCAUCGCCUCCACGGUCGGGGGCAUCUUCGCCUAGAAGCCACCCAAACUGCCACUCCACUCCGGGUGGGCCACUCCGAGGAGGCCCUGGCUGCUGCCGCCUGGCUGGGCUGCCCUCCCCACCCCCGCCUCUGGCUCAGAGCACCCACCCUCCCAGCCCCCAUGCUCCCUUCUCUGCCAUGGGUCCUCCAUCCCUGCCCCGUGUCGUGUGCAUGAUCUCUGUGAGUGUGCGUCUGUAUGGAAGAGGCAGAGGGAGGCAGCCAGGGGGCGUGGCGCAGUGUGCACAGUGAGGGGCAGACCCAGGCAGGGCCGCCAGGGCGACACAGGCCACCCUUCCUUGCCUUUAGUGACUCGGUGGCUCCAAGGGUCCACUCUUCCCUGGGGACCUAACCUUGCCUCCAACUCGCCUGCUCUGCCCUCUGGCCUCUCCAGCUGUCCCCACGAGCAGAGCCCCGAGGGGUGGGGACCAGCUGGCCACAUGGUGCUGCUUUUCAGGUUAGGGGAGAGGUGGCCCUGAGGGAUAGGCCAGCUCUGAGCCUCAAUUGUUGAUCACUGCCAGGGAGGCUCAGGCUGCCAUGGCUCCAGGCUCCCUCCCCUGCCGAGGGGCAAAGUCCAUUGGGUCCGGGGUCUCCGCCUCCCUUCCCAUUUCCUCCAGCCCCAGGAGCUACCCCUUGGGCUGGGCCUGACCCAAGGUGUCCCUCUGGAAGCCACCCCAGCAGCUAGGGAGGCAGAGCAGGCUGCAGUCAGGUCCUCGAGCCAGCGUUGCAUGUUUGGGAUGGUGGCCCCUGCUGUCUUGCGCUCUGGGAAGUCAGAUGUCACUUCAGGCCUGCAGUCUCAUCCUGCCCUUGCCAUCCCCCAUCAAUGUACCACGUGGGUGUCAGGUGUCCCGGAUGCAGUAUUCGGCAGCCAGCUGGAGAGGGCUACCUCCUCAUCACCACCUUGGGGCUUCUCAUGGGAAAUGCGCCCCCGCCCCAGGACCCCCUCCCUCGUGGACAGGCAGGGAGAUGCAUGCGAGUGCAUGCAGCAGGGGAUGGGGCUGUGUCCGUGUGCCCCGCCCUCCCUCAGCUUUACUCCUGCCCAGUGACUGUGACCACCGUCCGUGUUGCCUUCAACAGCAAUCCCCCUGAACCCCUUCACCAAAGGUCUUGGUACAACCAGCUGCCCAUUUUGUGAGAUUUUUAUGUAGAAUAAACAUUUGUAUCUGUA